AUGCACAUCAAUGCACGGCGUCCUUGCAGAUCUGCUACAUUUGAGAUGUGUUUGUCUGUUGCCUCAGUUCAUAUAGCCUGGAGGUCCGGUGGUUUUGCGAGAUGCAUGGGAUUCCUGAACGCCAUGAGCUCCUCACGGAGAAAGGUGAGCAUCUUCCGCAGUCGUGGUGGAACGGAACGACAGCACUCUGCGCCGGAGCGUUCCUCAGAAGGGGCAGCCGUGAGAGAAGAACCACUCGAGGGAAAGAGGAAGCGCGAGAAGGAGAAGGAGCCGAGCCCUGGUGAUGCGGAGUUCCAGCGAGCACGGCUUAUGAAUGCUCCAGUGAAGGAACGAAUGGUUUAG
This is a messenger RNA of Symbiodinium pilosum, 342 nucleotides long. The record is from the annotation of a GenBank genome assembly. Lineage: Eukaryota; Dinophyceae; Suessiales; Symbiodiniaceae.